ACUAGUCUUUUUUAUUUCUUUUUUCGCUCUUGUUAAGAAGUUUCUUGGAUUGAAAAAGGAGAAAUAAGAAAAGAAACUCGUUGGAACAUUCGACGUAUAUUACUCCUUUCGCCUUUAUCCUUCUCAUCGUGUUUUAUAUGCGCGCGUAGUUUUGCUUAUAUACCACGGUUCCUUUCAUUAUAUCCAGAUUGGAAUCCUAGAUCGAGAAACGAAAAACGGGAUAUUUUUGUAGGGAGAAAAUGCACGAUAUGCGGCUACGAAUAUAUAAAUAUUGUUCGGCGAAUAAGCUGAAAGCGUAUUCUCUAUGAUUGGUACCGUACCGAGAUAUUUUAUUCAGCUUCUUAUCAAUUUCUUAUUAAGUUUUAGUACAUUUUGAAUUUAUAUUGGAUUAUCCCAUUCUUACGAUCGCUAUAUUUGUAAAAUAUUACUUUGGAAGAUGACUUAUCUUAAUAAUUUAGCAAUUUAAUAAUACGUAUUAAAAUUGUUAGCAACGAAUAAUGGUGCACGUUAUAUCGAUGUCUAAAAUGCACUGGUACCUUUUGAUUUAUUCGACUGUAGGUGGGAGAGUUUGGUAAGAAUUCUUUGUGCCCCUCAGUCUGCAUACUGAGAAACUCGAUCUGUUUGCAAAAGAGACGGAGUUAUAAAUCACAGGGUAUGAAGGCCGCAUAAAGAAGAGAAUCUCCACUUCUUAUCGAACAAAAGAAUAGCUGAAUAUCGAAAGACUAUUUCGAGCGAACUAUGUAAAAUGUAAAAUUCGUGGUUUUGCUAUGCUUGUCAAAAUUUAGUAGUGUCAUUCUCGUUUUAUAUGAGAAAAAUAUAUAUAUCGGAUCGUGGCUUUGUUUUUAUUUUAUUUAAUUUUCAAUUGGAUGAAAAAAGAAUAGAUAUAUUUGUGCACCUUUCGUAAGAAAUUUUAAUGUAAAUCAAAUUUUAACCUUCCCUGUAUACUAUAAUAGCAGUGCAAACGCAUUUUGAGUACGAUAAUAUUAUCCUUUUAAUUUAAGAUUCGCUAUUCCUUAUUGAACUCUUUUCGCGUAGUAACAAAGUUAUAUUGAAAGUUUUAUCGGGAAUAUUCGUUUUCGUAUUUUUGUGAUUGUCAAAGGACGUCGUUCUAAGAAAAGCUUUUGAUCUUUUUCGAUCUUCGAAUCUUCAUUUCGACCCUACAUAACCGUUCAUCUUGGAAAAAUAUUUUAAAAGAAAGCUAAGAAUCUCUAACAAAGAUUCCAGAGGUCUUUAUAAUAGAGAAAGGAAGAUGAAAAAGGGGGCGAAAUGCAUAGCGCGGACCAUCAACCUAUCAGUACCAAACAAGCCAAAAGAAGUACAGAAACUUGUCAGUGCCGAUAUAACAGAACCAUGUCCUAAUUUGGGACAUGGAAGUUCUUCUUAUUGGACGCCGAAGCCAGUUCACGUUAAAAUUUGUACACGAAAGGAUAUGCAAAGAAUUUGUGCACCGAAGAUAUGCGUGUGUCCACCGAAGCCAGCGCGAAGAACGAAAGCUCAAAUAUUUUUCAUAAUAAUAGUUUUUCUAAUGAAAAGUGCUACCGUAGGCACUCUUUUAUACUGGAUGUACACCGAUGGUAAUUUGCCAUUUUUUCCAGACAUCGACAAAAUCAAUAUACCGCGCCUCGAGAAUACGAGGUACUCAAUGAUUCAAAAAUAUAAUCGUGCCGUUAUUAAGAUCAUGAAUAUUCUCGUCGACUUACCGCAGAAAACUUUUGAAAAGCUUUCGAGUAUUAUCUAUGGGCCAGAAAAGACAAGCGAAAAAACGACGGAAGAUGAUAAUACCAACGCCGAGGAUAAUAUAGAAAAACCUUCAAACGACGAUCGAUAGAAUGAUUAAGUGCCACAUAUUCAUCAAAUAUGAAACUCUGAAAUUUAAAAUCAUACAGAUCAAAGUAUUCGUUUUAUCCAAGUUUUUCGUGCGUCGUGAAUUUGUUAUUUUCGUCCUUCCGUUUUGUCUGUGAAAUGGAUCUCAACGUAAAAUAAACGUAAGGGUUUCGAAUGAAUCGACUUUUUGCGAUAUGUAUGUACUUGUAUUUGUUAUAAAAUAUAUUUUUCUUAAUUACAUGAAAUAUGGUGUUUGUAGUGCUGCUUCUGAUCAAAGAAAAUUUAAAUGUCGUAUUAGCAUUUAAAAACACGUUUUACGAUUCUACAACGAGGAACAAAAGGAUUGUUUGUUCAUGUCGCCUGUUCUACAGAUUUUUAAGACCUUUGGUUAGUACACGCUAGGGACAUUCCUGAGAUGUUUCUUUCAUUCGCAUAUAGAGAGAUACACUCGUGAGAGUACGUAGAGUAUAAGCCGGGAUUAAAAUUCCGCGCAUGAUUCUUUCAUUUUUUCCGGUGUACCUGAAGGGCACACAAGGGAUUUUACACAGAGCUUGCAUAUCAAGCGAU
Molecule: messenger RNA, 2391 nt
Organism: Vespula vulgaris
Lineage: Eukaryota; Metazoa; Arthropoda; Insecta; Hymenoptera; Vespidae
Exons: 4
Coding region: 1250-1828 (192 amino acids)
Source: RefSeq, a predicted model, not a curated record